AUGUAAAAUAAUAUACUAUUUUCAAAUGGAUAGGAUGAAGCAAUACUCUCUGAAAGAAAUGAGUAGGAAUAAUUUCAAAGUGAUCUCUCCAAUGAAGAUGAUGAAUCAAAUGAUUAAAUUGAGAAUGAGGAAGAAUAAGAAAUGAACCCCAAAGAUUCUUAAACACCUACAUUUCCAGAAUAAUAAAUUAUAAAGGAUGAGACUAAGAAAAAAGAUGUAAAUAUUUAAAUAAAUUAUUUAGAUAAAAGAAACUUGUUUGGAAAAAAUUAAAGCUUAUAUUGGAUUUGGUAAUCGAGAUUUAUUUAUAAAUGAAAAGAUUGGAUCAAUAUUUUUCUUGCCAAUAUCUUCUAAUUGGACACUUAAAAUAUAGGUUACAAUUGCUUAAAUCAUAAUUGCUAUAACAUCAUUAUCUUUAUUUAUAGGAGUAUAAUUCAUAGGAUAGAAUAUAUUAUUUGAUACUGUAUAAUAAUGGACUAAUAACAAUAUAUCAGAACUAUUAUAGAAAUAAAUUUGUGAGAUCACUAUAGAUUUUGUUUAAUUAUUAAUAAAUACUAGGGAAAAUGAAAUACAAUUAGUAAAUGUUACUUUAGAUCUAAUUUAAUCUGAAACAUUAAGAUAUAAUGGAUUAUUAUACAAAAUGGAUGAUUAACUACCAAAUUCAACAAGAAUGUAUCUACCUAAAAUAAGUAUCAUAGAUUAAUAUACUCUUAAUCUUGUUACUUAUUCUCUUUUAUCUGAAUAAUAAAUUUCUGAAAAAAAAAUCAGAAAUUAUCUAUCAAUCAAUAAUAUAAUGUAUUAUAAUUACUAAACUAUGGGAUCAACAUUUUUUUGGAUUUUUGAUGAUGGUUUUAUGAUGUAAUAUCCCGGUGUGAAUGUUACUGAUAUCAAAAUAUAUAAUGAAUAUCGAUUAUAAAUGUAUAAAAGUAGAAGAUAUAUUUCUUAUAUUCCUCUUGAACAUACAUAUGACCCAAUUUUGAAUGAAAUUUUGUAAAGGGAAGUAUUACCAAUAACAGAUAUUAAUAAUAAAUAAAUUGGUUUAAUAUUUUGUGAAAGAAAACCAUUUACAUUAUAUAUGCUAUUUUAUUCAAUAGCUACAAAUAAUCAAUAUAAUUACACAUUAUUUUUGUUUACAGAUUAAAAUGAUAUAAUCUAUUAUCAAACAUAAGAAUAUGAAAUUAAUAUUGAGGAAUUUUAAUAAGUCAUUAAGACUAUGAAUACAGAUGAUGAUUCUAAGUUAAAGAAAAUUAAUCUCUCAAAAUAUCUUGUACACUCAGAAAGUGUUGAAUAAUAUAUUCAUAUUUAUUAAGGAGAUCUUUCAGGUUAACAAUUUCUAUUUGCAUAUGUUAAUUAUUCAGGACUUCUAGUUGGAAUGUAAAAUGUUUAUUUUACUUAAAUAGAUUUUAACCAAGUUACUUACCUAAUGAAGAAAUUGAACUAUAGAAGAAUAUUUAUUAAAAGAAAAUUGAUAAUUUCAAUAAAAAAUUAAUUCCUAUUGCUUUAUCUAUUCCUAUCGUAUAUAUUAUUAUAUGUGUUUUUUAUAUGGUUAGGUAUAUUAAACCUCUUCAAAGAAUUACAGAAUAUGCAGACUAAUUAUUAAAGAAAUCUCAAAAUUUUGAUGAAAAAUAAUUUGAAAAAUAAUUUAAUGAUUCAACUGGAGAUGAUCUUAUCUAACAAUUAACAUCAUUAUUUGCAAAACUUAUGGGAAAUCUUAAUAAAUCAAAAUAAUUGAAAAAAUAAGAAAUUAUUGAAUUCUAUAAUAAAUAAACAUACCCAAAAAAUUAAAAAUCAAGAGAUGUUACCCCUAUAAUAAAUGAAGUUAAAAAAAUUAAAUUAGAUUCAAUUGUAAGAGAUCCUGGAGUAUUGCAAUUUCCAAAUUUAGAUGAUUGA
Molecule: messenger RNA, 1887 nt
Organism: Paramecium pentaurelia
Lineage: Eukaryota; Ciliophora; Oligohymenophorea; Peniculida; Parameciidae
Source: the annotation of a GenBank genome assembly